GGUUACGACCGUUAUUUCGUAAAGACUUGUGAGCGGUUAAUUUUGUGUGAAUUUUCAAAAAGGCAUUGCAUUGUUUGUGGUGAUUUUUGAGUUUGUUUUGAUUGCAAGAAGAAUUUUUGCAACAAACACGAAAUAAAUAUAGUUUAAAAUUGAAGGUUAAUACCUUUUAUUAAAUAAAUCGAUUAAAAAUCAUUUGAUUAUCAUUUUCAUUUGAAAAUUCUUUCUUUCUUUCUUAAUGUUGAAAAACGGCAUAAAUAAAGUGCGUGUUGAAAAAGUAAAGUAAAAACAAAAAACAAGUAAGCACAACGUCAAAUACGAGUAAGAAGUGCAAGACCAGCAAAAACAAAAAAAAAAAAAUAAAGAAAAAUAAUAAAUAAAACAAAAAAAAAAAUAAAUAAAUAAAAACAAAUUUCGUAACGUGAUUUAACGUAACGUAAAUUGAAUUCACGUGUGUUCAGCAAACGCGCGCCUUUCAGUUUAAAACCAAUUUUUAAAUUUUUGCCAUUGUUUUCCCCAAUUUAAAUGCACUCAAUAAAGAUUUAAUAAUAAUAAAAAACGAAAAUUGAUAAAUAAAUUCAGGCAGAAAGAUUUAUUAAUACAAUUUUAAUUGCUAAAGCAUUAAAUAAUAAAAACCACUUUCGUUCUUAUUGUUUAUCUGUGAAAUCUGUGAAACCAGAUUAGCUCGACUGGAGCUUGCCAAGAAAUCCAUCGAAAAUAAUUGAGAAUUAUUGAGGAAAAAAAGUAAUAAUAAAAAAUCCAUAAUAUUGGAAAUAAAAAUAUUAUUAUAUAUCGAAUCUUAUCAUUUCAUCAAUUAACUUGUCGAAAUUGAAGGCUUGAUUAAAUUGCGUCAACUGUGAUUUGAGGAUACAUGCAAAUUGCUCCAGCUUAUAGCAUUGAACUGUACGUUUUACAUAAAAACGAAAAAUAAAUCCAUUUUAAUUAAAACUUUUAAAGCAACUGAUAACUCCAAAAGCAUUCGGUGGUAACCUUGCGGAAUAUAAAGCCAAGUGUUUUCGCCUGUUCGGUUCGUAUUAAACUUACACUGAGUACUCCAAUACUCACGCCUCACGAAGUUGUAUAUGAAAAGUUUGCACUCAUACAUAUACACACACAACUCGUAUACGCGAAAAGCCGGUAAUUGAUUCAUUUCUCAAACAAACCAACAAAAGCAAAAACAAAACAAAAACUCAAUACACGCAUGAAACAUUACACAGAAGUUCAGAAACACAACAAAAACAAAAACAAAAACAACGGCUACACGAAAAGUGUUACCUUUAAGCAAAUUUUGUGUGUUAUGAAUUCGUAGACUUCAUUUGAAUAUUCUAAAAUUUAUUUACAGUAAUUUUGAGACGAAGAACCCGGUUUAAUAACAAGUUUUGCCAACAGUAACGUUUAGCUAAAAUAAGUAAAAUAUUUUACUGGGAAUUAUCACUGUAGCAAGUUUAUAUCCAUGUCAACAACAUUUCCUGCGAAUGUAAACAACAGCAUAAUUUUAUGAAAAUUUUUUUGAGUGUGUCUAAUUAAAAUAAAAAUUAAAUUUAAAUAGUGUUUAUUGAAAAAAAAAAGAAAAUCUUAAAUAAGAAAUAUCUUUAAAUAUAUUAUUAAUAAUAUAUUUAGGCAACGUGUGUUUUCUCAAGUAUUAUUAUUAAUAAAAGCCACAAAAUAAUUUUCAACAAAAUGCUCUUCGAAAAUCCUGCUGUAGCUGCAAAGCUACCGUUUCCAUAUAAUGUGCCACCGCCAUUGCAGGCAGCAGCCGCUGCAGCCGCAGCUGUUCCAAAUUUAAGGUUUCAGACACCUAUUAAAGCGUUUGCCUGCCUGACAACAACAAGGUUUGUACGCAAUGACAACAUUUGCAAUCCUAUUGAUAACGCUGCUGCUGCCGCUGCUGCAGCUGCCGCUGGUUUAAUGGAUCCUCAUAAUAGGGAUUUGCAUAAUGCUUUAGUGGCCUCUAUAAACAAUAAUGUUGCAGCAGUAAAUGGCACAUUAACAACGGCUGCAGUGCUUAAAAGUCAAUCACAGCAACAACAGAAUACUGUUGGUAACAGUGCAGCGCAACAACAGACGGCACAGCAACAGAGCAUAAGCAAUCCCAAUACUGGUGCCUCGCCACAACAAGCAGCUAUUGCUCUAUUAAAUGGUAAUACUGGAAAUGCUGCCAAUAAUUCAAAUGUUAAUGGUACCGGUAAUACAGGUCCAAAAUCAUCAUCUUCAGGCCGUUCAACGCCCAGUAACUGCGUUAAUGGCUCAGCUUUAGAUCCUGCACCUGGCAAAUUAUUUGUUGGCGGCCUCAGCUGGCAAACGUCCUCUGAGAAACUCAAAGAAUACUUUAAUAUGUUCGGGACCGUAACAGAUGUGCUAAUUAUGAAGGAUCCUGUCACACAGCGAAGUCGCGGGUUUGGAUUUAUAACAUUCCAAGAGCCUAACAGUGUUGAUAAAGUUUUACAAGUGCCCAUACAUACCUUGGACGGGAAGAAAAUUGAUCCAAAACAUGCCACACCCAAAAAUCGCCCCCGUCAAGCCAAUAAAACUAAAAAGAUAUUUGUUGGUGGCGUCUCACAAGAUACUUCCGCUGAUGAGGUUAAAGCCUACUUUGGUCAAUUUGGUACUGUCGAAGAAACUGUCAUGCUGAUGGAUCAGCAAACAAAACGUCAUCGUGGUUUUGGUUUUGUAACUUUUGAAAAUGAAGACGUAGUCGAUCGUGUAUGUGAGAUACAUUUCCACACAAUCAAAAAUAAGAAAGUUGAAUGCAAAAAGGCUCAACCAAAAGAAGCAGUUACACCAGCACAGCAACUCUUGCAGAAACGCAUCAUGUUGGGUACUUUGGGUGUGCCAUUACCAACAGCGCCUGGACAAUUGAUAGGCGCACGUACUGCUGCCGGUGUUACAGCUAUGAAUCCAUUGGCCAUGUUACAGGCACCAACACAGUUACAAUUGCAUGCUGCCACUGGUGCUGCAGCUGCUGCGGCACAGCAAGCAGCACUCAUCUCACAAAAUCCCUUCCAAGUACAAAAUGCUGCUGCUGCAGCUGCAGUUGCAGCAAAUCCCACUGGCUUCGGCAAAUUGCUGACAACAUAUCCACAAGCAGCAUUACAUGGCGUCAGAUAUGCACCAUAUCCCAUACCAGCAAGUGCAGCUGCUGCUACCGCUGCUUUAGCAGCACAGGCUCAACAACAACAUCAACAUCAGCAAGCAACUGCUGCAGCACAUCAACAACAACAUACUGCCGCCGCGGCAGCUGCUCAACAACACAGUGCAGCAACAAAUUCAGCAGCUGCUGCUACACAGGCACACAAUGCCGCCUUAGCUGUAGCAGGUCAACAAGGUGCUCCUGCAGCAACACAUCCACUGGCAGCAGCUGCUGCUCAACAAGCCGCACUAGUUGGAAAUCCAUUAAAUCCAGCAGCGAAUCCAUAUCAGAGCUAUGCUCUAGCUAAUGUAGAUAUGUCCAGCUUUCAAGGUGUGGACUGGAGCUCCAUGUAUGGCAUGGGCAUGUACGUUUAAAGUGCUUAUUCGAUUAUGUUUUUAAGCAGCAUAACCAAAAUACAAAAAUAAAUUUUAUUAAUUUAACAAAAAAAAAAAUUAAGUAAUUAUAUAUAUAUGUAAUCUCUUUAAAUAUUAAAUAUGUUUUAAAGCUGCAAUUGAGCUUUGCUCUACGUGCGGUUAGAUUUCGUAUUUAUUUCUGUUGCGAAGAAAGAAAAAUUUAAUUUGAAAUUUUAAAUUUAAGCGUUUAUACUAAGUUUUAAUUUAUACAGCAAAUGCUGAUAAUGAAAUUGUUACACAGAAAAAGACAAAAAAUGA
This is a messenger RNA of Teleopsis dalmanni, 3798 nucleotides long. RefSeq names its product RNA-binding protein Musashi homolog Rbp6 (gene msi). Gene Ontology annotation, molecular function: RNA binding. Gene Ontology annotation, cellular component: cytoplasm. The transcript is spliced from 7 exons. Bases 1678 to 3501 code for a protein of 607 amino acids. Lineage: Eukaryota; Metazoa; Arthropoda; Insecta; Diptera; Diopsidae. The record is from RefSeq and is a predicted model, not a curated record.